Messenger RNA from Coregonus sp. 'balchen', 8895 nucleotides. The record is from the annotation of a GenBank genome assembly. Lineage: Eukaryota; Metazoa; Chordata; Actinopteri; Salmoniformes; Salmonidae.
GUGGUUGCGUAUCACUACUGCCAGGCUGACAACACCUACACCUGCCUGGUCCCAGAGUUUGUUCACAGUAUCGCUGCCCUGCUAUGCAGAGCGCACCAGCUCACCGCCUAUAGAGAGCUGCUGCUGAAGGAGCCCCAUCUACAGAGCAUGCUCAGUCUGCGCUCCUGCGUCCAGGACCCCAUGGCAGCCUUCCGCAGGGGCGUGUUGGAGCCGCUGGCCAACCUCCGCAAGGGUACGAUGCUAAGCUAGUUACACCUAGGUUAAUUCAUAUCUGACUGUCUCGUUGUCACUGGUGUUCAUGGUCCAAAAUGAAGUCUUGAAAGCACACAUUGAAUACAUAUUAUAUAAUCUAGGCCUUCAGUGGCUCAAGGUUUCUAGCAAGUGUAUUAUAACUGUAAUUUAACCACAGGUUUGCUUAGAUGUCUGUGUAGAGACAGAUGCGGACCGUUCCAAGGUGCCCUUCGGUGUCAUAAAUUGCAGACGGCUACCUAAGGUCACUCCAGAGACCAUUUACUGUUCUUUUUUUUUACUUCUUCCAGCCGGUUGAUAUACAUUUGUUCCAUUCCUUACACAAAGGACCUGAAAUACCUGAGUUAAAUGGGUUAAGUGCGGGCCGUACUAAGGGAGCAUAGUCUGCGCGGACAUUGUUAAUUGCUUAGCGUAGGCGCUCCGUGUUUGCUCUGACACAACAUUGAUUUGAAUUGGCGUUAUACUAAAUAAUUAGCAUUACUUUCUUAUUGUUGGAAGAAUAGUGCCUCUCCAAGGAAGCGUGACCCUCGUGACAACUGCAUCUCUCUGAGACAGACAGACAGACAGACAGACAGACAGACAGACAGACAGACAGACAGACAGACAGACAGAAACACGACUAUCUCAAGGUCAAGUCCAUUGUGCAAAGACAACACGACCCACCAUUUUCCCUGCUCUACACUGAAUUGAUAUGUUACUGCAGCAGCCUAAACACCCGAUGUAGAUAAACAAACAGGAGAUGGAAAAGAUGAGAACCAAUGUGCAGCCAGGGCAUACAGCAGCUCUCCUGUGACGGAACCGCUAUGGUGGACUGAUGGUCCCCCUCACAUGUCUCCUUUCCCUUGCCUCCCCUCACGACUGCCCCCUGUUCCUUAUUGAAAUUAAUAGCCUGUUUGAUUGGGCUUGAUACAGGGUGAAAAGUGUUGAUUGGUCCACUCCAUCACAACGAGAGGGUGGGGUUGUACAAAUCUGAUUUGACAUCCCAGCUGGGAGAGGAGUUGAGAUUUGCACAUUUUCCUGUAAUUAAUAUUUUAGCGUGUUUCUGAUCACUGUGCAGUGUGAGAAGCUGGAUGUGAGGAGGAACACUAGGUUGCAUCCCAUAUGGCACCCAAUCUGUAUGGAGCGCACUACAUUUGACAAGUAGCCUAUGGUCAAAAGUAGUGCACUAUAUAGGAAAUAGAGUGUCAUUUGGGAUGCACACAAGGGCCCUGUCGUUCUACUGCUGUGAAAACAUGGCUUAGAUACUGCAGUGAAGAAGAGCAGAUCCUCGCUGCGGUCUCACCACAGAGCAGUUGAGUGUACUGCACUAUACAGUGAGGGAAAAAAGUAUUUGAAUACUGCAGCGCCCGCAAGGUCCCCCUGCUCAAGAAAGCACAUAUACAGGCCCGUCAGAAGUUUGCCAAUGAACAUCUGAAUGAUUCAGAGGAGAACUGGGUGAAAGUGUUGUGGUCAGAUGAGACCAAAAUGGAGCUCUCAUCAACUCAACUCGCCGUGUUUGGAGGAGGAGGAAUGCUGCCUAUGACCCCAAGAACACCAUCCCCACUGUCAAACAUGGAGGUGGAAACAUUAUGCUUUGGGGGUGUUUUUCUGCUAAGGGUACAGGACAACUUCACCGCAUCAAAGAGACGAUGGACGGGGCCACGUACCGUCAAAUCUUGGGUGAGAACCUCCUUCCCUCUGCCAGGGCAUUGAAAAUGGGUCGUGGAUGGGUAUUCCAGCAUGACAAUGACCCAAAACACACGGCCAAGGCAACAAAGGAGUGGCUCAAGAAGAAGCACAUUAAGGUCCUGGAGUGGCCUAGCCAGUCUCCAGACCUUAAUCCCAUAGAAAAUCUGUGGAGGGAGCUGAAGGUUCGAGUUGCCAAACGUCAGCCUCGAAACCUUAAUGACUUGGAGAAGAUCUGCAACGAGGAGUGGGACAGAAUCCCUCCUGAGAUGUGUGCAAACCUGGUGGCCAACUACAAGAAACGUCUGACCUCUGUGAUUGCCAACAAGGGCUUUGCCACCAAGUACUAAGUCAUGUUUUGCAGAGGGGUCAAAUACUUAUUUCCCUCAUUAAAAUGCAAAUCAAUUUAUAACAUUUUUGACAUGCGUUUUUCUGGAUUUUGUUGUUGUUAUUCUGUCUCUGACUGUUCAAAUAAACCUACCAUUAAAAUUAUAGACGGAUCAUGUCUUUGUCAGUGGGCAAACAUACAAAAUCAGCAGGGGAUCAAAUACUUUUUUCCCUCACUGUAGAUAUGGCUGCCGACUAAAACACACUCAUGUUCAUUCAACACUGUGCUAGCUGUAGAGAUGUGGGAGAAUACCAGAGUAAACCAUUUAAAGAUGUGUUAAUGCACCAGGCACUGCAGUGCAGAGAGAUCUACCCAUGUCAUCUAAGUACAAAGUUGUUUAUAGGUCUUUAAAGUGUGGUGUCCAACUAUAUUACUCUCUUUCUCUACUGUGUGUUCAGUUCUUAUUUUUACUGACAACAAACUCAAAAUAAAAUAUUCUACUCCUUGGCAAAAUGCCAUGUUUGCAGUCGACUUGGCCUGAAAGGUUUGUGAAUUGUCGAUUUGUUUCUUUCCACCAUGUCUUCUCCACUCAUCCGUGUGUGUGUGUGUGUUUAGAGAGGAAGAUUCGCGAAGAAGACCAUAUCAUACUGAUAGAUGGGCUAAACGAGGCAGAGUUCCACAAGCCCGACUACGGAGACACCAUCGCCUCCUUCAUCACCAAGAUAAUCUCCAAGUUCCCCUCCUGGCUCAAACUGGUUGUCACUGUCCGAGUCAACCUACUGGUGAGUCUCCAUGUACACUCCUACUGUACGGUGUAGGAUUACAGAAUUCUGGUAACUUUCCAAAAAUGUCCAGGUUUUCCAGAAAUCCUGGUUGGAGGAUUUCGGAUUUCCAACCGUGAUUUCUGGAAAACCAGGGAAUUUUGGAGAAGUUACCAAAAUGUUGCAACCUAAGAUGGUGUGAUACUGCAGCAGGUAGCUUAGCGGUUAAGAGCAUUGGGCCAGUAACCGAAAGUUCACCGGUUCGAAUCCCCGAGCUGACUUGGUGAAAAAUGUGUCGACGUGACCUUGAGCAAUGCACUUAACCCUAAUUGCGCAUGUAAGUCACUCUGGAUAAGAGCGUCUACUAAAAUGGUAAUAUGUCACCAUACAGGUAUUCAUGUUGAUAUCCUAUAAUUCACUAAUUAAUUGAAUUGACACCCUGUAUUUUUCCCAGUAAGGGUGCUGAUGAGUUUAGCUGUAUUCAAGGGCCAUCUCAGCACAGCUAACUUGCCAAUUUCAUGUGAAUAAGAUACUUUUACAACCUCCAUGGGUAAGUCUGGGUAUCAAUAUUUGAUAUGUCUCUCACUGAAUGACACAAGCACCGGCAGAUCCUGACAAGUGUAAAAGAUAAACUGCUUUACGAAGCGUUUCUUGUUGUCAUACACUAUCCUCUACAAAGUGUAAUUUCUGUUGAGUGCUUCGAGAAUGGUAGUGGAGAGAGUGAGAGAAAUAACAGUUACCUGUUAAACAAGACAGCAUGACAACAGAACAUGCAGACAGAGCCACUGAGUCUACCAAUGGAGGAGAUGAGCUGAGCUGGGUUGUGUCCCAAAUUCCCUAUUCCCUAUGUAGUGCGCUACUUCUUACCAGAGCUCUGACUACAUAGGGACUAGGGUGCCAUUUGAGACGCAGAUCCUGGUGUCACUUCUUUGCAUUCUUUGCAGAGGUUUUGACAGGUCUGAUGGACAGAGAUGGACAGGGCUGGGCUGAUUGCCUUGGCUGGCAAUGUAGACUGUGGGAGAAUCUCAAUGUCAUACUCCUCGCGUCCUCUCUCCUCGCCUCCUUCUCAAAACCCAUUGGAGGAGAAGGUCAGAUGGGAGGGACCUCUGGCUUUCUCCUCCAAUAGGUUUGCAGAAGGAGGAGAGGAGAGAGGAUGCAAGGAGUGCAAUUGAGAUUUUUCCUGGGCCUUGGGAUAAUUUGGCAGCUGACUGACAGCCAUAUCUGUACCAGCUCUAGUCAUUAUUGCUCUCUCAGCCACCCUGGCCACGGGCACAACCAUCCAUCACUGUGCAUAGGCAGGAGUUAGUUACACUGCACUGCAGACAGGGAGCAUAGGAGGCAGCACACAUUUGUUAGAUCUAUGCUGUUCAGUUUUCUUUUUUUACGACUGGAGAAUUGAAGGGGUAUGGGUAAGGGAUUAUCCUGAUCUCGUAUUCAAUAAUUUUUUUAUUUCCUGCUCCGUUUUGGUUAUUCCUUGCAUGGUGUGGGUGAUUCUGUGAUGUGUAGGGUUCUAUACUGCGAUCAAAACAGUCACAUUUGCAACCGUUUGACUUGGCAGUGCGACAUUUUUUAUUGGUCUCAAGGUUGCCCGUGAAAAAAGUGUACCUGGUCACGUUCGUUUUUGGUUCACAAUUAUUAUUAUUUUUAUCUUCAUGAUUUAUUCAAACAGUAAUGUGCAGUUGACCAAAAAUAUAAAAACUUUCGGAAGAGGCAACAAUGGCACGGGAAUAUUGUAAUAAUGCUAUUUUUUAUCUAGGCUAUAUAAUUGAUUUAAAAAACUGAUUCCCAAAGCUGUUUGUUCGUUAUGUCGAUUAUUUAUCACAUGCGCACUGCACACAUACACUACCAGUCAAAAGUUUUAGAACACCUACUCAUUCAAGGGUUUUUCUUUAUUUUUACUAUUUUCUACAUUGUAGAAUAAUAGUGAAGACAUCAAAACUAUGAAAUAACACAAAUGGAAUCAUGUAGUAACCAAAAAAGUGUUAAAGAAAUCCAAAUAUAUUUGAGAUUUGAGAUUCUUCAAAUAGCCACCCUUUGCCUUGAUGACAGCUUUGCACACUCUUGGCAUUCUCUCAACCAGCUUCACCUGGAAUGCUUUUCCAACAGUCUUGAAGGAGUUUCCACAUAUGCUGAGCACUUUUGGCUGCUUUUCCUUCACUCUGCCGUCUGACUCAUCCCAAUCAUCUCAAUUGGGUUGAGGUCGGGGGAUUGUGGAGGCCAGGUCAUCUGAUGCAACACUCCAUCACUCUCCUUCCUGGUAAAAUAGCCCUACACAGCCUGGAGGUGUGUUGGGUCAUUGGCCUGUUGAAAAACAAAUGAUAGUCCCACUAUUCCAAACCAGAUGGGAUGGCGUAUCGCUGCAGAAUGCUGUGGUAGCCAUGCUGGUUAAGUGUGCCUUGAAUUCUAAAUAAAUCACAGACAGUGUCACCAGCAAAGCACCAUCACACCUCCAGAGAAUUUAUCCAAGGGCCUCCCUAGGGUUGCAAAAUGUCCGUAACUUCCCAGGUUUUCAAGAAAAUGUACAGGUUUCUUUUUUAGAAUGAUGGAUCAAUAUAUUUUGACAUGACAUGUAGCCUAAUUUCUUUGUGUGUAGAUACCCUUUAAUUCAGGUGCACACCAGCCAGACAGUUGUGCUUGGCUAUACAGGGUUCAUAUAGACAUUGGUAAGUCAAAUUCAAGGACAGCCAGUUUCAUCAUAGCGCUUGAUGGUUUUUGCGACUGCACUUGAAGAAACAUUCAAUGUUCUUGAAAUGUUCUGUAUUGACUGACCUUCAUGUCCUAAAGUAAUGAUGGACUGUCAUUUCUCUUUGCUUAUUUGAGCUGUUCUUGCCAUAAUAUGGACUUGGUGUUUUACCAAAUCUUCUGUAUACCCUCCCCCUACCUUGUCACAAGACAAUCGAUUGGCUCAAAUGCAUUAAGAAGGAAAUAAAUUCCACAAAUUAACUUUUAAGAAGGCACACCUGUUAAUUGAAAUGCAUUCCAGGUGACUACCUCAUGAAGCUGGUUGAGAGAAUGCCAAGAGUGUGCAAAGCUGUCAUCAAGGCAAAGGGUGGCUAUUUGAAGAAUCUCAAAUAUAGAAUAUAUUUUGAUUUGUUUAACACUUUUUUGGUUACUACAUGAUUCCAUAUGUGUUAUUUCAUAGUUUUGAUGUCUUCACUAUUAUUCUACAAUGAAGAAAAUAGUAAAAAUAAAGAAAAACCCUUGAAUUAAUAGGUGUUCUAAAGCUUUGGACCGGUAGUCGGGCAGAGAGAGCGCGCAGCUCUCAAACAGCUGGUUGUUGCAUGGAGCAACUCACCUAAGACCGACAUCGGUAGUAGGGGUAGGAAAGCUGUAUGAAAGUUGUUCAAAGUUAUGAUAUCUACCAGUAAAUGCUAAGGCAAGGAUGGGUAUGCAAACCAGUUAUUUAAAAAGUUAAACGUUUUGGUUGAAUAUUUGUGAUGCGCAAUUCAGUUAUCAUGGAAUAGCCUACCUUAAAAAUCAGACAUUUCCUCUAGGGUUUGGUCCUUGAAAAGUCCUUGAAGUUAUGGUAGCCGAUUUAGACGUUCUACUGCUCCAAUAUAAUUAUUCUAUGAUUUCAUUUCUGAUCAGUUUUUAUGAGAGAUGUAGCUGCUUUCGUUUGUUUCCCGUCCUUUCAAUUGAUGGGUGUUGCACUAGUCUGUUGCGCUUGUUGCGGUAAAACCAUGUGUGGUUAUUAUGAGCAAGACAACAUCGAAUGUUGGCUUCAACUUGGUUUUCCAUACAAAGUGUUCCAUUACAAAGGGAACCUGGUUUUAGGUCGCUUUCUCGUAAAAAAAAAUAUAAUAACCCUUCAAUAACUCUUCAACAUCUCAAAUGGCGAGACUGACUAGCUACUACAUGGACAGACUUCAUUAGUGUGUUUGUGUCGGGAGCCUGCUGUCUAUUUAUUUAGCCAGGCAAUGCCCACAUUAUUCUGACAUAUUUUAGAAUGUAAUUUUUUUAAAAAUGCAAAUGCCAUUGGGUAGGCCUAAAAUGCAUUCUUAAAGUGGUAAUGCAUACUUUUUAGCAUACCGGUACAUUUUUGGGGGAGUUUUUUUUUCUAUAGGGUAAUUACAACAAUUGUGGAAAAAAUGUAGGUCCUUGAAAAUUACAAUUAAGUGCUUGAAAAAGUCCUUGAAUUUGACUUACCAAUGUCUAUAUGAACCCUGUAUAGCCAAGUACAACUGUCUGGCUGGUGUGCACCUGAAUUAAAGGGUAUCUACACACAAACAAAUUAGGCUACAUGUCAUGUCAAAAUAUAUUGAUCCAUCAUUCUAAAAAAAGAAACCUGUACAUUUUCUUGAAAACCUGGGAAGUUACUGAAAUGUUGCAACCCUAGGGAGGCCCUUGGAUAAAUUCUCUCAUUAAGUAGGUAGGAUAAGUGGAGACUAGAGCCAGGUGACGGUGUAAGUGUUACCUCAUGCUCACACAUCCAAAGUGUAAACAAGAUCUGAAAGCAAGGUCGCUCACAAUGGCUAACACCACGGACUAAUAACUGUGAGGUGUUCUUAGGGGAGGUGUUGCUCACAGGAAACUUGGCCAGCCUGUGUAUUAUUCAGUAUUUUCUCCUUUAUCUCUCGCUCACUUUCACUGUGUCUGACUCUCCCUCUAUCUCUCUCUCUAUCUCUUCUCUCGCUCUCUCUCUCUCUCUGAGAAGAAGGCGUUAUCUCUGGGCUGCAUUACUUCUCUAUCCUCUCCAGAAAGGCAGGGGGAUUGCAGCAGUAUUAAGGCGGAUUGAUUUUUCCCACCCUGAGGAGUGAGAUUGAAGUGUGGGUUGUGUCCACAGCGUGCCCGCUAAAAGUCUCCCCAAUGGACCCAUCUCCUGCUCUCUCCAGAUCUCACAGUCUCCCAGCUCCCAAAGCCUUUGUUUGCAAACACAGCGGCGAGUGACUGCGGCAGGCCGAUAGCUUAGUGCUCAGUGUCAGUUCCAGCUAGCCCCCUGUGCUUACUGACCUUGGGCUGAUAAGAAAAGCUGGAGGAUCCACACAUGAUAUAGCUUUCAUGGAGAGUGGAAGAUUUUCCAUUAAGCUCUUCAUUUUGCGGUGGUUUCUGUUGUGUGGAGAGAAACCGUUUUGGAAUACGAAUUUAGAAUUCUGGGCAUACACUUAAGUGUACAUUAUAUGGUUGAUUUAUUGUUUUACCCACUUUCUCAUUUACAUAGACAUCAUUUUCUGUAUGGGUGAUGAUACUGGAGAACAAAUAUUUCUAAUUUAAAAACGAUAUAAUGUAACAAUAUAAUAUUAAAGUGCAGUAGCAAAUCUAAUGACAAUAUCCUUGUGCCUUCCAUAGGAAAUCACAAGCCUCCUCCCCUUCUCCAAGAUCUCCCUGGACGACUUCCCAGAGAACAAGGAAAUCAACACGGACCUCAACGCCUACAUCCAGUACCGCAUCAACGGCAGCAAAGACAUCAUGAACAACAUCUCCCUCAACGGCAAGGCCGACCCCAUCAUUGUGGGCAAGGUGAGCAGCCACCUGAUUGCCCGUAGCCAGGGCUCCUACCUGUACCUCAAACUGACCCUGGACCUGUUCGAGAGGGGCCACCUGGUGAUCAAGAGCGCUAGUUACAAGGUGGUGCCCGUGUCGCUGGCAGAGCUCUACCUGCUGCAGUGCAACAUGAAGUUCAUGACUCAGUCGGCGUUCGAGCGCUCGCUGCCCAUCCUGAAUGUAGCGCUGGCGUCUCUUCACCCGAUGACGGACGAGCAUCUGUUCCAGGCCAUCAACGCGGGUGCCGUACGUGGCGAGCUGCCCUGGGACGACUUCCAGCAGCGCAUGGAGACGUUGUCCUGUUUCCUCAUCAAGCGGCGGGACAAGACUCGCAUGUUCUGCCACCCGUCCUUCAGAGAGUGGUUGGUAUGGAGGGCCGAAGGAGAGAGCACCGACUUCCUCUGUGACCCC